GCUCGCAUCUACCACCACCACCACUCCCACCGAUUUCGAAGAACUUGGUUCGACGACCAUGGAUCCCCGAGUCGCCAGGCUCACCAAACAAUUUGACACCAUCAUACGCGGGAAGCAGCCAAUUACACGCUUCAAUGCAUCGCUAUUUCUGGAGGCCAUCUAUGCUCAACCUGAGCCUGUCGCAUGCAUCGACAAGCUCAUCUCGAGCAAAGCGGGUCUUGCAUCCAUUCAGUCCGCAGUUUUCACCGAUCUCUCCGCGGCGUUCUUGAAUUCUCACCCCACGAACCUUAUUCUCUAUAUACGGGCGCCAGCACUAAAAGAUAUUGGCGGCGGUCAGUACAUCGAACAAGUUAUCAAGAAGCUCGUCGACCCCCCUAUAUUCUGGCGAGCGUUCACACAGGCAUUUCUCGCGGGUCAGCUCCAAGAGGAUGGCCAACAGGCGUUCGGGUGGCUUAUGCUCCAGCUCGUUUCGCUAUCCGCAGCCGAGGCGGCUCCGUACCGCGAACUGGCUCAAGAAGAGAACAUUGCACAAAGACUCAUCGACUCCACCAAUGUUAACAUCCGCUCACUCGGUCACAAACUGAAGCAUAUUGUCGAUACCGUCGGUUCCCUCGCGGCCGAUACGGACUUCAGUCCGGGCGGACGACACGACAACGACCAUGUAGACUUUCGAAAUAUCAGCGUUCUGCCUACUGCAGAUGAAAUCAUGUCGAAAGAGCCUGCCUUCAUGCGCACGGCGGCCGAGGUCGACUCCACUACGUCUGACCAACGCUUCGCGACCCAUCUUGACAACCAGUUCCGACUCUACCGCGAAGACAUGUUGCACGAGCUCCGCGAAGAGCUGCAGAUCGCAUUGGGCCAACGUAAAGGCCGCCACCGUGGGCUGGUCAUCGACGGCCUCCAGCUGGUGGACAUGUACGGAGUAGCAGGCCAGGGCAAGGGACGAAACGAUAAGUGGGGCAUCGUCUUGCGCAUGGAACCCGGCAAAGACCUCUGGUUCUUCCAACGAGACAAGCCCAAAGAUCGCAAGCAGUACCUCAUUAACGACCGCAAGCUGAUCAAGGACGGCUCGAUGGCAGCGCUCAUCAUCGAUGGGACCGUCGUCGCCUUCCCCAACAUCCGUCGCGACGAAGAUCGUCUUUCUAGGAACCCACCCGAGUUCGUUCUAUUGCUCGAGAGCAAGCAUAGCGCGAUGGACACUCUCUGCAGGUUCUUCCGUACGCAGAACGUCAAGCUCAUCCAGAUCGACACCGCCGUAUUCUCUUACGAGCCCGUCCUCAAGACGCUGCAGCAAGUCACUUCAAUGCCGCUUGCACCUGAGCUUGUUCAGUGGGAGCCCGGAAAGGUUCUCGAGCCGCCUCCGAAUUCGCCAGAGGCAAUCAUUGCAGCCCUCAUUCGCGACCCGAAGCAAGAUCUUAAAGGCUUAAUUCAGUCUCCGAAGUCCAUUAUCCUCGACGACGCUCAGGCUGAAUCGCUGCUUUCGUGCCUAAAGAAGAGAGUUGCUCUUGUUCAAGGCCCUCCAGGCACCGGGAAAUCUUUCGUCGGCGCGCUCGUCGCAAAGAUCUUUCACGACUUCACUAAUCUAAAGAUCCUCGUAUGCUGCUACACCAACCACGCUCUGGACCAGUUCCUCGAGGACCUGCUCGAUAUCGGGAUCCCGCAAAGCAGCCUCGUACGCCUAGGUGGCAAAUCGACGAAACGCACCGAGCCGCUGUCUCUGUACAACCAAAGGCAGAGUGUCAGCAGAGGGCGGACGGACUGGAACCAGAUCGACGAACUCAAAGUCAACGCGGCAACCGCCCUCGACCGGCUCGAGACCGCCUUCAAGUCGUUCAUGCAGCUCAGGAUCUCACCCAAAGAGCUGAUGGAGUACCUCGAGUUUGCCGAUCCCGAGUUCUAUCACGCGUUGAAGGUCCCCGUGGCGGCCGCCGACGGGAUGCAGAAGGUCGGCCGGCGCGGCCGGAAUGUCAACGAGGCAUACCUCAUCGACCGAUGGACCCGUGGCCAGGACGCGGGUGUGCUUAGGGAUACUCCAGACGUCCGUGAGACACCAUCUGUCUGGAGGAUCCCUGUCCCAGAGCGGCGCACCCGCCUGGCAAGUUGGCAGGAUGAGAUUGUCAAGGAGCACGUUGAGCAACUCUGUGACCUCGGCACUGUCUUUAACGAGUACCAGGAGAAGCUAACACGCAAGUUCGGCGAGGGAGAUACUCUGACAUUGCUCACGAAGCGCAUCAUCGGUUGCACCACGACUGCGGCAGCAAAGUACAGUAGGGAUUUGCGCGAGGCAUUGCCGGAGAUUGUCUUGGUUGAGGAGGCGGGAGAGAUACUGGAAAGUCAUGUCCUGACCGCGUUGGGCGAGGAGACACAUAGGCUCAUCCUUAUUGGGGACCACAAGCAGCUGCGACCAAAGGUCGACAACUACGCCCUGACGGUCGAGAAGGGUGACGGCUACGAUCUCAACAGAUCACUCUUCGAGCGGCUGGUCCUGCGCGGCUACCCGCACGCAACACUCAUGAAGCAACACCGCAUGCGACCCGAGAUAUCGUCCUACGUCCGGCGGCUCACGUAUCCGGGGCUCGUUGAUGCGCCCGGGACGCAGAAUCGGCCGAACCUACGCGGCAUACCAGACAACAUUGUCUUCAUCGCGCACGACAAGCCCGAGGACGAACAUGAUCAAGUCGCGGACCGGCGCGAUGAAGGUACUAAGUCUUCGAAGCAAAACAAGUUCGAGGUCCAGAUGGUACUCAAGAUUCUGCGAUACCUUGCGCAGAAUGGCUAUGGAACAGACAAAGUCGUCAUCCUCACGCCCUACCUUGGUCAGCUCCACCGCCUGCAGGAAGCGUUGCUCAACGAGGCGAACACGGACCCAGUGCUGAACGAUCUUGAUUCAUAUGACCUAGUACGCGCUGGACUCUUAUCGGCUGGGGCAGCGAAGUUGGCCAAGAAGUUUGUUCGCCUGGCCACUAUCGAUAACUACCAGGGGGAGGAGAGCGACAUCGUUCUGGUCUCGCUGACGCGAAGCAACUCUUCGCGGGACAUUGGCUUCAUGUACGCACCCGAGCGCCUCAACGUGCUCUUGUCUCGUGCACGCAACGCCCUCAUCAUGAUCGGCAAUGCCGAGACGUUCAGCGGGGCACGUAAGGGCGGAGAACUUUGGACGGAUCUGUUUACCAUGAUGAGAGAAGACGGACAUAUUUACGACGGGCUACCUGUGCGCUGCGAACGCCACCUCAAUCAGGCAGCGGUCCUCAAACGCCCAGAAGACUUCGAUGAACAAUGUCCCGAAGGCGGGUGCCAAGAACCCUGCACUGCUUUGCUCAGCUGUGGCGUACAUAAGUGCCCAUCGAAAUGCCACCAGCUGUACGACCACUCCAAGAUGAAAUGCGAGGCUGUGUUGGACUACAUGUGUCCGAACAGUCACAAGCGCACGUACAGGUGUCAUCAGCCGCCUCCGAACACAUGCACGAAGUGUCAGAAAGACGCAGAGCUUGCAGACAAGAAGAAGCAAAAGGACUUCGAGAAGCAGCAGAAGCGGGAUGAGGAGUUGCGCGAGCACGCAAAGCGCAUUGUGAAGCUAGGCGAGGAGAUAGAGGCCGAACAGGAGGCACAGAGCGAGCAAGAGCGAGCACGAGAGCGCGCGAACGCCAUUCUUCAAAAGCAAAAGGACCUCGCAGAAGCCAAGGCACGUACGGCGAGGAGAGCUGCUGCUCAGUCUCAGGCCCCGCCGUCUGUACCAUCACCUUCCGCACCAUCUGCACCACCGCCUUCCACUCCGUCCGCACCACCGCCUUCCACUCCGUCCGCACCACCGCCUUCCACUCCGUCCGUACCACCACUUUCCACCUCGUCCACACCACUACCAUCCACUCCGCCGGUUACGUCUCUACUGGGCAAAGUCGGUCAGUAUCUCAUGGGUACUUCAACUUCGUCUACUGCAGACACUCCGGCUUCUCCGCCCUCAUCCUCUCCCACUCCUGCCAGCGAGCCCGUCUCUAGCCCAGUUCGGUCCAAGACACCGCCGCUGUCGACCGACAAUCAUACGCCGCCUCCUUUAUCACCUUCUGAGGCCGAGAAGGAGUGGCAGCGUCAGAAGGACAUCGAAGGCGCGAACAACUCCAGUAUCGACGCCAUAAUGGAAAUGACUGGCCUCGAGGAGGUCAAAGCGCAAGUGCUGCGUAUCAAGGCUAAGAUUGAUACUACCCGCCGACAGGGCACAUCGGUUAAGGACGAGCGGUUCAACGUCGUCCUGCAGGGUAACCCGGGUACCGGCAAAACAACCGUCGCGCGUCACUACGCAAAGUUCCUUGCCUCGGUCGAUAUCCUUCCAGGAGUCAAGUUCAUUGAAACGACUGGCUCUCGUUUAGCCGCUGAUGGCGUUCCCGGCAUCAAGAAGCAGAUCGAAGACAUGCUCAAAGAUGGCGGCGGCGCGAUCUUCAUCGACGAAGCGUACCAGCUCACCAGCGAGCACAACUUUAGCGGCGGACAGGUUCUCGACUUCCUACUCGCAGAGAUGGAGAACAACGUUGGCAAGAUAGUCUUCAUCCUUGCGGGCUACAACAAGCAGAUGGAGAAGUUCUUCGAGCAUAACCCAGGUCUGCAGAGCCGUGUGCCAUAUUCGCUGCAGUUCAGCGACUACAAGGACCCAGAGCUCCAACUUAUGCUCGACAAGCAUAUCACGAAGAAGUAUAUGGGUCAGAUGAAGCUCGAAGGCGGGAUGUACGGACUGUAUAUGCGCGUCGCCGUGAGGCGCCUGGGCAGGGGACGAGGGAAGGAAGGUUUCGGUAAUGCAAGAGCGCUUCAAAAUAUGUUCACGACCAUUUCCGAGCGACAAGCAACGCGUCUGACGAAGGAGCGCAAAAUGGGAAUGGACCCGGACGACUUCCUACUGACGAAAGAGGACAUCAUCGGCCCUGACCCUUCGAAGGCGGUUCUGGAGAGCGCCGCGUGGAAGAAGCUGUACAAGCUGACCGGCCUUGUCGAAGUCAAACGUUCCAUCCAGAACCUCUUCGAUCUCAUCGCAGCAAACUAUAGGCGGGAGCUGGCAGAAAAGCAGCCGAUCCAGAUGUCGCUCAACCGCGUGUUCCUCGGUAAUCCUGGAACGGGCAAGACAACGGUUGCAAAGCUGUAUGGGCAAAUUCUAGCGGAUAUCGGACUUUUGAGCAACGGCGAAGUUGUGCUCAAGAAUCCUGCCGACUUCGUCGGAAGUGUUCUUGGGGAAUCAGAACGGAACACCAAGGGGAUCCUAGCAGCCACGGUUGGCAAGGUGCUUGUUAUCGACGAGGCCUACUCGCUGUACGGGGGCGGAGGUGCAAGUGGCGGGAAGCAGGCCGACCCCUACAAGACGGCCGUUAUUGAUACCAUCGUUGCGGAGGUUCAGAGUGUCCCUGGCGAAGACAGAUGUGUUCUCAUGUGCGGAUAUGAACCACAGAUGCGAGAAAUGUUCCAGAAUGUAAACCCAGGUCUUUCGCGCCGUUUUGCUAUCGAAGAUGCAUUCCGCUUCGAAGAUUUCACGGACUCAGAACUUCUCGAAAUCCUUAACCUGAAACUGAAGGAGCAAGAUCUUAACGCGACACCUGAGGCGAAGACAGUGGCGAUCGACAUACUCAACCGGGCUCGUAACCGACCUAAUUUCGGGAAUGGCGGCGAGGUUGAGAAUAUGCUUGGGAAGGCGAAGAAUAAUUACCAGUCGCGUCAGUCCAAACUCUCUGCAUCGCAACGAUCGUCCGACGUCGUCUUCGAGCCUAUCGACUUUGACCCUAACUUCAACCGUGCGGAAAGCUCCGACACGAACUUGAAGAAGCUUUUCGAGGAUGUCGUCGGGUGCGAGAAGAUUGUGGAGAAGCUGCAAGAGUACCAGAACAUUUCACGUGUCACGAAGCUGCGCGGACAGGAUCCUCGGGAGGCGCGACAUCUUAUUCCGACCAACUUUGUUUUCAAGGGACCCCCGGGUACCGGUAAGACGACUACGGCGCGCAAGAUGGGCCAGGUGUACUACGACAUGGGCUUCCUGUCAUCCGCGGAGGUCGCUGAGUGCUCUGCCUCCGACCUUGUGGGCCAGUACGUCGGGCAGACGGGCCCAAAGACGAAACAAGUCUUUGAACGCGCACUCGGCAAGGUUCUGUUCAUCGAUGAGGCGUAUCGUCUCAGUGAAGGUCCUUUCGCGAAGGAAGCAAUGGAUGAGCUCGUCGGAAUUCUCACGCAGGAGGCCUUCAUUGGGAAGCUCAUCGUCAUCAUUGCCGGGUACGACAAGGAAAUGAAUGCACUGCUAGCUGUCAACCCCGGGCUUGCGAGUCGGUUCCCCGAGGAGGUAUACUUUGACAACAUGUCGCCAGAACACUGCCUUGAAAUCCUUAAAAAGGACCUCGCGAAGAACGAUAUCGACUGCGCAGCUCUGGAGGCGACGUACCUGGACGAGUAUAAGCGGAUGGUGUCGCUAGUGGCACAGCUCUCUGCGCUGGAUUCGUGGGGCAACGCGCGCGACAUGAAGACACUUGCUAAGCAAAUGGUACGGAUCGCCUUUAAGCAAGUUGCGAGCAUCGCCAAAGGGGAAAGACUUCCAUUGUCGGGACCCGCUGCCGUUUCCUGUAUCUCUGCUAUGCUAAAAGAACGCAUCGCGCGAGCAACGAACUUGCCGUCCAUUUCGGCGCCGAAGGGCACGCUCCCUGUACAGCACCUUGAUCCUCCCAAGGCUGACGCACCUACGGUCUCUACUGCGCGUGCGACGGACACUGCUUCUCCAGAGCCAGAGCCAAUCACGCAGCAAGAAGAUACCUCUUCCCCCUCGGACGGGCGUGAUCCCGGGGUGUCCGAUGCCGUCUGGAGGCAGCUUGAAGCGGACAAGCAGGCUGCGCUCGAGACUGCUCGCUGCCGAGAGGAAGAGUUACGCGCACUCGAGAAAGCAGCUGAGGACGCACGCCGCGCCGAAGAAGCACAGAAGGCUCUGGAGGCAGAACUUGCACGAAGAGCACGCCAGGCUGCCGCUGAUGCAGAGAUCAAACGUCAGCUGGAGGAACAGCGGCUCAAGCGCAUCGCGGCCGAGAUCGAGCGCGAGCGCAAGGCAAAGGAACUUGAGGCCCGCCGACAGAAGGAGCUGGAGGAGAAGCGGAAAGAGCAGCAAGCGCAACAGAAGCUCAGAAAGAUGGGAAUAUGCCCUGCUGGUUACCAGUGGAUUAAGCAGUCGGGAGGGUAUCGAUGCUCCGCUGGCGGUCAUUGGGUGACUGACUCGCAACUCGGGAUGUAGUGGACUUCAGCCAGAUUCCCUUCGCAGGUAUCUCAUACUUCUACCUCUAUAUGUACGAGUAUGUUACUACAUCCGGCCCAAAGAUACACAUGCGCAGAGCGGAGCUUCACAGCGAUAAUAUCGAGCAGUGCCUGUCCCAGACCCAUCAAUGUAAA
This is a messenger RNA of Phanerochaete carnosa HHB-10118-sp, 7395 nucleotides long. RefSeq lists its product as uncharacterized. The transcript has 10 exons. The coding region runs from base 59 to 7240 and encodes 2393 amino acids. The record is from RefSeq and is a predicted model, not a curated record. Gene Ontology annotation, molecular function: ATP hydrolysis activity; helicase activity; ATP binding. Lineage: Eukaryota; Fungi; Basidiomycota; Agaricomycetes; Polyporales; Phanerochaetaceae.